This is a messenger RNA of Talaromyces rugulosus, 1947 nucleotides long. RefSeq lists its product as uncharacterized. The transcript is spliced from 2 exons. The coding region runs from base 1 to 1947 and encodes 648 amino acids. NCBI's taxonomy places the organism in Eukaryota, Fungi, Ascomycota, Eurotiomycetes, Eurotiales, Trichocomaceae. Gene Ontology annotation, molecular function: metal ion binding; ATP binding. The record is from RefSeq and is a predicted model, not a curated record.
AUGGCCUACAAGGUCGUCGCCAAACCUGUUGACGGAUCCGAGGCGUCGUGGACGGUGUCGUGGAAGAUUGUUGGGCAUGAAUCCAAACAGUCGUUCCAGUCGGCAGAUAUAACCUUUGAGCAGAGCUCGGCACCUGUCGAUUUCGCACUUCAUGAUGCUGGCGUGCGCGUUUUCCUGGAGUCGGCGAAAGGAGACCGGAGUGAGCUUCAGCCCGCAGAUCUCGGUCAUCCUCAGGCAUUCGAGUUCCUCCUCGAGACGCUUGAAGCGACUGGAGAGAAAGGGCCGAGAGCUAUCAAGCUGGUAACUCCGCACGACAAGGGCAACAUCAUUCGAUCGGACAUCGUUCCCCAACGAAUGCAAGACCUCGAAUACAUCGAGAAGACGACAGCGUUUGCUCAGCCUCUACAGCUUUUUUCUGGUGAAGAGUGGACUGCAUCGACCGAGUUCGCGACUCUUUUCAAGAGUUCCGCUGGAGUCAUCCGGCUGCGUGACAUUCCCACCACACAGAUCACCGAUGCAGCCCUGCAAGUCCUCGAGAGCGAGCUCCAUAAUCGCCUGCCCACUCCUUUGGUAGUGGCCGGUCUCAAGCGCCGAACCAUAGUCUUUCUAGAAGGAAGUGAGGUUCUCCCGAACAGAGGAGGCUGUGCCGCGCGAUUCUACGGAGCGGCAGAGUCACUAGGUAUCGAUCUCGUUGUCCUGGCCGUCGAAGGGCACUGGCUGCAGGGUUCCGAGUACGCUCACUGGCGCAAAGCGUUUAUACCGAUCGAGUUUGGAUUCGAUGCCGACUUCCCGUCGAGGAUUGUCGCUGCUGUGAGGCAAUACGAUGGACCCGUCGAUGGUAUCCUCACCAUCUUUGACAGUUACCAGAUCGCCCUAUCCAUUGCUGCAACCGAGCUUGGCCUGCCUACCGAGCCUACUUCUGCUUACGAAGUGGCCACUGACAAAUACAAGAUGAGCGCUUUUGAGGGCCGUAAGUCCUUUGUGGCCGCGAGCGCUGAGGAGGCAAUGAAGAUUGCGCAGACCGAGGAUCUCCCAUGGCCCAUCAUUGUCAAGCCUUGCCGAGGCUUUGGCUCAGAGCUUGUCUUUAGAGUCGACAACAUCGAGCAAUUAGCAGCGGUUGCUGGCCGCAUGAACUCGGCCAGACACGGGACCGAGUUUGUUAUAGAGCACUACUGCGACGGCCCCGAGGUCGACAUUAACUUUGUCGUAUACGAUGGGAAGAUUCUCUUUCACGAGAUUGGAGAUGAAGAUCCUAAGAGCGCCGAAGACGGGUCGGACUCCUUCCACGAACGGGAUUGCUGCUCGCCGACUGAACUCCCCAAGCCCGAGCAGGCUGUCCUCCAUGACUCUAUCGCCAAAACCCUCAACAGGCUCGGUUUCCGCAACGGCAUCUACCACUGCGAGGCCCGCGUGGACGACUCGACCGUAGAGUGGCGCCGCACAGAGUCUAACGCCCCAGAACUCGUCCCCCGUUCGACGCACAGCUCCCGCCCCCCAUCCUCCUGGCUCAUCGAGAUUAAUCCACGCCCACCUGGAUGUAACUCAAGUGACGUUAUCGAGACCACGUGGGGCGUUGACUACUGGGCUGUCUUGCUCUCUAUCCGGCUGCACGACUCAGACCGCGUACGUGCUUUUUCUCAGCCGUACCGCAACGGCCCCCAGUACUUUGCGGACAUGAUAUUCAUCUCGGCCGCCUUUGACAAGUCGAAGAACGGCGUCUGGGAGUCUGGUGAGGUGACAGAGGAGCUGGUUCAGCGGCGCCCAGACCUCGGCCGGCACAUCUCGAAGCACCUCACGUUUAUGAGGAAGGGCGACAGCAUGCCGCAUCCGUCGACCGGCGUGAACACAUUUGUGGCAUAUCUCAACGUCUUCUCACGGAGGAGCAGGGCGCACGUGCUGGAUAUUGCGGCAGCGGUCAGGAAAGAGCUCAGGAUUGAAUACUCCUAG